AUGAGGUGCCAGGUCCAGAAGAUUGUGCGGGGGACCUUCUUGUCUGUUGACCAGAGUUGCCUACACUGCCUCUACAACAGAAAGUGGAUGAGCCAGCCGCUUCUUGGAAGCACACCUGCUGGCAAUCUGCAGCUGUCUGCAGCCAUCCUCUUCUCAGGAUCAUCAUUCAUUCAAACAAAUAAGGUACUGAACACAAUGCGAGUGAAGACGAUCAGCAGUGCCACCUUCCAUGUCCAUGCCCGCUCAUACCUGCAGCCAACCAUUUUCUACAAAUGGAAGACAGACCAGGAGGAGCUGCUGCAGUCACUGAGGCAGAAGGAGACGGUUUCUUUUGCUGGGGACAUGAGGGCAGACUCUCCUGGGCAUUCAGCCAAGUAUGGAUGCUACUCCAUGAUGGAGCUGGACAGCAAUGUCAUUGUAGACAUUCAGAUGGUCCAGAGCAACGAGGUGGGCGGCAGUGGCAGGAUGGAGAAGGAGGGUCUGAAAAGGAGCCUGCAGUUCCUUGAGGAGUCAGGUCUGACUGUGGGAUGCCUUGUCACGGACAGACACCCUCAAAUCCAGAAAUACAUCAGACAAGAGAAGCCUGCAGUGAUUCACUACUAUGACGUUUGGCAUGUGGCAAAAAGUGUGUCACGAAAGUUGGAGGUAAUUGCCAAAAAGUGUAAAAAGGUGAAGAAGUGGCAACGCAGUAUAACAAACCACAUGUACUGGUCCGCAACAACAGCUGCAUCUGGAAAGGAAACCGUGGCCAAGUGGAGUUCCCUCAUAAACCACAUGCACAACAUCCACACCCACGAAGAUCCCUUGUUCCCGAAGUGUGUUCACCCUGAUCUUUCAGAAACACAUGGAAACAAGUGGUUCCAGCCUGGUAAUGCAACUGUCUACAAAGUAGAAAAGGCCCUGUUGAACAAGAGGAUCCUGAAAGAUGUGGAGAAACUAAGUCCACAGCACCAGACGUCAGCACUGGAGGCGUUCCAUUCUGUAAUUCUGAGGUUCGCACCAAAGAAUGUGCAUUUCCCUUUUGUUGGGAUGCUGUGCAGGCAUUACUUGGCCGGGAUGCAUUUCAAUGAGAACGCCGACCGGAGCCAGGCAAUAAGCUCCACAGGACAACUGGCCUACAUGAUAAAGUACCCAAAGUCAAAGAAGGGACAAUACUCCAUUCAAGCCCUCAAGACCAAGCCAACAUACAACUAUCGGGACGCACUGAUGACACUGCUAUUCCUUGAGGUAUUCCAAAAUCCUGGGCUGCACACAGCCAAGAUGAGCCAGAUGCCAGUUCCAGAGAACCUGAAUGCAUUGUAUGAAAGACCAGUAAAGGCUGAUGCUAUAGCUACCUAUGUGUCACGAUUCAGUCAGUGA
Messenger RNA from Anguilla anguilla (European eel), 1359 nucleotides. RefSeq lists its product as uncharacterized. The record is from RefSeq and is a predicted model, not a curated record. The coding region runs from base 1 to 1359 and encodes 452 amino acids. NCBI's taxonomy places the organism in Eukaryota, Metazoa, Chordata, Actinopteri, Anguilliformes, Anguillidae. The transcript is spliced from 7 exons.